This is a messenger RNA of Sugiyamaella lignohabitans, 1647 nucleotides long. RefSeq lists its product as uncharacterized. Lineage: Eukaryota; Fungi; Ascomycota; Dipodascomycetes; Dipodascales; Trichomonascaceae. Gene Ontology annotation, molecular function: RNA binding. The transcript has a single exon. The record is from RefSeq and is a predicted model, not a curated record. The coding region runs from base 1 to 1647 and encodes 548 amino acids.
AUGACGUUCCAGGACUUCAUGUCCAAUGACCAGUAUGGAUCGGUCGGUGGAGCCUCAUGGGCUGACGACGACCUUCCCAGCUCGUUCAGCAACCCAUUGCCUCCAUCAGGCGGAUCUCGUGGCGGUGAUAGCAGUUGGGGUCGUUCUGAAGGCUCGGAUUUCGGCAGAAGAGGUCCUGGAGCCGACCGUGACAGCGACGGAUGGACUCGUGCUGAACCCUCUGAUUACCGUCGAAACGACCGUGAGCCAGUCCCUAUUCCCGACUCGGCUCCUUUCACUGCUCGUUUGUUGAAUUUGGAUUAUGAAGUGGCUGAAGAGAACAUCAAGGAACUGUUUGCUGAUAGCGACAAGUAUAAGGUUGUGUCAGUGCGAUUACCUCGUGACAGUGUUUCCGGCCGUUUGAGAGGCUAUGGAUUUGUCGAGUUCGAGACCCGUGACUCGUUAGUCGAGGCUCUUAAGUUAGACGGAACUUCGCUCCUCAACCGUUCGUUGAGAGUUGUUGUUAGUGAACGUCGUGAAGACGACAAGUUCAGCGGUGACUGGAGAUCCAACCAAGCAGGCCCAUUAUCAGGAGGUCCAGAUGACUUUGGACCAAGAAGAAGAAGAGGCAGCGGUGGUGCUCCAGGAUUCGAUGAUAACCGUGACUACGACAAUUGGGAGAGAAGAGGUCCAUUACCUCCUAGAGGAGGUGACAGACCCGACAGAAGAGGACCUCCUGUCGAGGACGAUUCUCGUGAUUACGACAACUGGGAGAGACGUGGUCCUCCUGCUGUUAAUCUUGAGAAUGUUCACCCCAGAUACCGUCGUCACCAUGAGGGUGAAGAAGGUGGAGAAGCCGGUCUUAGACGUGGACCCCGUCCUCCUCGUGAAGACGAUGGUCGUGAUUAUGAAAACUGGGAGAGAAGAGGACCUCCUGCCGGUGGUCCUCCACACGACGAAAGACGUCGUUCUAGUCGUAACGAAGACGACGGAAAAGAGCGUGAUUUCGACAAUUGGGAGAGAAGAGGACCUCUUCCUCCUCGUCGAAGAGAACCUAGAGAACCCCGUGAGCCCAGAGAAGGUAAAGAAAGACCUGUUACCGAGGCCGAUAACAACAGCGACUGGCGUGGAAGCCGUGGCGGACCCAGUGCAUCGGGUCAAACCACUGCUCCUCGCGCUGGCCGUAAGAAGCUGGAUCUUAAGCCGCGAACUGUUUCUGCCGGCAGUUCGAACGACGCCCCAUCUCCUAAUGACAGCCAUCGUUCGUCAGUAUUUGGAUCGGCCAAGCCUGUUGAUACUACUAAGAAGUUAGAGGAGGUUGGUGAGAAGUAUGUUCAGCACGAACAUGAGAGAUUCGAGGCCGAGAAGAAGCACCGCGACGAGAUUAAAGCCCGUGAGGAAGAGAGAAAGCAAAAGGACGAGGCCAAAGCCGAGCAACUCCGUAAGAGAUUCGAGGUUUUGAAGACUGAGGACGACGAUGAAGACGAAACUGACGCUGCUGCUGCUGCCGGUUCUCAACCUGCCGACUCGACUGCCGCCGGUGCUGACGAGCCUAAAAAGGAUCAAAAGACCGCCGCUGAGGCCCUGCUGACUACUGAAGCCACUCCUGAAGAGCUCGAGUCCGGCGACUGGAACGUCGUGCCCAACAAAAGAGGCGGCCGCAAGUAA